AUGGCCCUGCAAGUCUCUUGCUCGGCGCUCACCCAGUGGUCUCUAACUCUCACACUUACUUCCGCACCGUACCCCCAGCGUGUAUCUUCCUCUCACGGCAAAUCGUCUUCUGAGUCCCGGUCUUUUUUUCUGCCCUUGCUCCCUGACCCGAACCCCCCAUUGGGUUAUUGUCUGCCGUCUUCCCUGGCGGGAGUGCAGCGCCAUGCCAUGCCACGCCCAGCUUUUGCCUGCCCUGCCAAUUGUGUGUGUGUGUGUGCCUCUGCUCUGCUGCUGUGCUUUGCGUUGCGGCACUUUGCUUCGUCGUCUUUGGUUCGCUCUGGUCCAAUCCAUUCCUGUUGGAGCAAAGCAAUCCAACCUAGCCCAUAA
Messenger RNA from Colletotrichum costaricense, 366 nucleotides. RefSeq lists its product as uncharacterized. The record is from RefSeq and is a predicted model, not a curated record. Lineage: Eukaryota; Fungi; Ascomycota; Sordariomycetes; Glomerellales; Glomerellaceae. The coding region runs from base 1 to 366 and encodes 121 amino acids. The transcript is spliced from 2 exons.